This is a messenger RNA of Beta vulgaris subsp. vulgaris (sugar beet), 345 nucleotides long. RefSeq names its product 14-3-3-like protein GF14 kappa. NCBI's taxonomy places the organism in Eukaryota, Viridiplantae, Streptophyta, Magnoliopsida, Caryophyllales, Amaranthaceae. The record is from RefSeq and is a predicted model, not a curated record. The transcript has a single exon. Bases 1 to 345 code for a protein of 114 amino acids. Gene Ontology annotation, cellular component: cytoplasm. Gene Ontology annotation, biological process: signal transduction.
AUGGAAGAAUGCAACCUUCUCUCCGUAGCCUACAAGAACGUCAUCGGAUCUCUCCGUGCGGCGUGGCGAAUUGUCUCAUCGAUUGAGCAGAAAGAAGAGAGUCGACGCAACGAGGAUCGUGUUCCUUUAGUCAAAUCUUACCGUUCUAAAGUUGAAUCGGAGCUUUCUUCUAUUUACGGCUCCAUCUUUAAGCUACUCGAUUCUCAUCUCUUGCUUUCGGCUUCUAGUACUGAAUCUAAGGUCAUUCAUUUGAAGAUGAAGGGUGAUUAUCAUCGUUAUUUGGCUGAGUUUCUUGCUGGUGAUGAAAGGAAGAAGUCUGUUGAAGAAACUCUUUUUCUCCGUUGA